Messenger RNA from Arachis ipaensis, 1464 nucleotides. RefSeq lists its product as uncharacterized. Gene Ontology annotation, molecular function: zinc ion binding. The record is from RefSeq and is a predicted model, not a curated record. Lineage: Eukaryota; Viridiplantae; Streptophyta; Magnoliopsida; Fabales; Fabaceae.
AUGGUUAGAGCUGAUGCAUCCAUCAACAUCAAGGUGCUUCUAAAUGCGACGGCAGCACACUUUGGGUUCAGGCCGAUGUAUAGGAGGGUUUGGUUGGCGAAGCAGAAGGCCGUCGCCCACAUCUAUGGUGAUUGGGAUGAGUCGUACAACGAGCUCGCGCGGUGGGUGUUAGGAGUGAAGUUGAUGAUGCCUGGUACUGUUGCAGUCCUUAGGACGAGUCUUGUUCGAGUUGGGGGCCAGGUCGACGACUCGCAAGCUUAUUUUCAUCGGCUCUUCUGGACAUUUCCACCAUGUAUUGAGCCAUUUUGGCAUUGCAAGCCGUUGGUGAGUAUUGACGGCACCCACUUGUAUGGUAAGUAUGGGGGUACGUUGCUCGUCGCGAUUGUACAGGACGGGAACUCCAACAUACUACCAGUUGCAUUUUCACUGGUUGAGGGUGAGAAUGCGGAGUCCUGGUCCUUCUUUCUUUACCAUCUCCAACAGCACGUGACCCCACAACCGGGUCUGCUGGUUAUAUCAGAUAAGCACAACGGCAUCAAGGCUACGCUUGAGGCUUCCGACGGAGGCUGGCUACCUCCUGCUGCCUACCGUGGCAAGGACGCAAGGAGGCUUCUUGUGAAUGCAGCUUAUGCUAAGACUGAGGUGGAAUUCGAUUACUGGUUUGAUAUUCUACGAUCUGUGGACCCUGCCAUGUGUGAGUGGGCGAACUGGAUCGAGUAUUCAUUGUGGACCCAGCAUCGGGAUGAGGGUAGGAGAUUCGGUCACAUGACGACAAAUAUCUCCGAGUGUGUUAAUUCAAUCCUGAAGGGGGUCAGGAAUCUCCCGGUGUGCUCGCUGGUGAAGGCUACUUAUGGGAGGUUGGCAGAACUAUUUGUUCGCAAGGGGAGAGGGGCAGAGACCCAGUUAGGAACCGGACAACAAUUCAGUCAACAUCUGGUGAAGUGUAUAAAGGCCAAUCUGAAGACGGCUAGGUGCUUCACGGUGACUUUGUACGACAGAGAUAACUCGGAGUUCACCGUCUCGGAGACGACUCCUACUGGUUUGUUCUCACUUGGUAGCUACAGAGUUUCACUCGGGUCUCAGACAUGUGACUGCGGAUAUUUUCAGACACUUCAUUACCUGUGUCCUCACGCCUUGGCAUGUUGUGCCUAUUUACGGCUUACUUGGCAGUCGUAUGUCCACCAGGUGUAUCAUCUUAGCUCGGUGUUCAGUGUAUACCGGAUGGGGUUCACACCUCCCAUUUCCGAGGGUUUUUGGCCACCGUACGAAGGGCCAACAGUGAUACCGGACCCCAUCAAGAGGCGUGCGAGUGAGGGACGUCCUAGGUCCACCAAGAUACGGACUACUAUGGACGAGGCGGAAGCGAGCAGGCCAAAAAGAUGUGGUCUCUGUAGGCAACCAGGACACACACGUCAGAGUUGUCCACAGGUCGGAGGACCAAGGAACACUGGGGGAGAUGAGUAG